AUGAGCGACACAACAAUUCGUUUACUGUGGACAGAUUCAGUUGAUUUUCGUGAUGUGCGUGAUUUAACUGAACAAAGCGAGUAUUUGACACUUCGUAAACAGCUCGGUGUCGAUCAUGUGUCACUAGAUACGUUAUCUCGUUAUCAUGUCAGAGGCCAUAUGGAUUCUUUUGAUAGGCCUGCAUUGCUAUAUCCGAGAUAUCGAGGACCAUCAAGUCGAGCACGAAUUCCCGCUGGUUUAAAAGUAAUCCGCAAAUUCGGCGAUCGGCUUGAAAAAGAGAAUUACCCGCAGCCUGAUGACAAUGGAAAACCUCUGUUUUCUGGUAUUUUCGGUUUUAAUUUGGUAACAGCUUCUGAUCGUCGUGUUAUUAUAACGACAAAUGAAAGAGAUGCAUUAGCAGUAUUUGAAGCUACAAAUGGAUUACUUUCGCUUGCUUUACCUAUGGGCGAGCGUUUAGAUACAAGCAUCUUGCCUUAUUUCGAAGAUUUUGAUACAAUUUAUAUUUGGUUUCCAUAUAUCCAUGAUCACUACGCCAAGGAUUAUGCAGCAUAUCUGAAUGCCAACCGAUGUUUUAUUGUCAAUCGCAAAGAACGACCAAUCGAAUUGCUGCGAAAUGAAUUAAGACGUGAAGUGAAUAAAGCAAUUCGUGAAGAAGCAGUAUUAUUGAGAAGUAAAGGUUUUCGUUCGAUGAUUGAUGUUCGAAGCGAUUUGAAAUCGGAAAUUAUUAAUAGUCGGAGCAAAUUAUUCGGCUUAGCACAAUGGAAGCGUUUCGAUGUACUAAAUAAAUAUAUGAUUGGCUUUCGGCCAUCUGAAAUGACUGUUUUGACCGGUGGUACGGGAUAUGGUAAAACAACAUUUUUAUGCGAAUAUUCACUCGAUCUUCUUUCACAGGGAGUCCGUACAUUAUUCUGCAGUUUUGAGAUGCCAGAUGAGAAAAUAUUGAAAUGGAUGCUAGUACAAUAUGCGGCAGUGCCAUUGUAUCGCGUUGAACAUCAUCCAUCAGUUGAAAUGUGGUUGGAUAGAUUCGAGAGAACGAAAGGUGAUUUGGUUAUUAUGAAAAUCGAUGAAUUUCGUGAUAAGAAUAUCACUCAGAUAUCUAAUGCAAUAAGGAGUCAAGUGAUAGCCAGUGGUAUACAGCAUCUUGUUAUUGAUAACUUACAAUUUCUAAUUGGAUUAGCAACUAUGAACGUUGAGAAAACCAAUGCUUUAGAAAAGUAUAAUCAACAAGAUCGGUUUGUCGGCUUACUUCGUGGUAUUGCAACUGAUUAUGGACCUCAUGUUACUAUUGUUGUUCAUCCUCGCAAAACAGAUUCAGAUACUGAUUUGGAUAUCCAACAUUUUGGUGGUUCAGCACGUGUAACACAAGAAGCUGACAAUGUUUUCGCUAUUCAGCGCCGUCGUGAUGAAGAUCGUAAAUACCGAAAAUUUUUAUAUAUUUUGAAAAACCGAUAUGGUCAAAAGAAGGUAGAAAGUGAUCUUAUCGAAAUGGUUUUCCAACCGUCGACCUAUACUCAUACUUUGAUCGAUUUAUCCCUUACAGGCGCCGGUCCAUCUAAAUGA
Molecule: messenger RNA, 1560 nt
Organism: Dracunculus medinensis (Guinea worm)
Lineage: Eukaryota; Metazoa; Nematoda; Chromadorea; Rhabditida; Dracunculidae
Source: the annotation of a GenBank genome assembly